This is a messenger RNA of Pedinophyceae sp. YPF-701, 684 nucleotides long. The record is from the annotation of a GenBank genome assembly. Lineage: Eukaryota; Viridiplantae; Chlorophyta; Pedinophyceae.
AUGGGUCGCCGGCCGUUCAAGUGCUACAGGCAGAUCAAGAACAAGCCGUACCCCAAGUCGCGGUACUGCCGCGGUGUGCCGGACCCGAAGAUUCGCUUCUUCGACUCGGGCAACAAGACGGCCAACGUCGACGCCUUCCCCUGCUGCGUGCACAUGGUCUCUUGGGAGCGCGAGCAGAUUUCCAGCGAGGCUCUCGAGGCCGCGCGUAUCGCUGCCAACAAGUACAUGGUGACCAACUCCGGCAAGGAGGCCUUCCACCUGCGCGUUCGCGCGCACCCGUUCCACGUGCUGCGUCACAACAAGAUGCUCACGUGCGCCGGCGCGGAUAGGCUGCAGACAGGCAUGCGCAACGCGUACGGCAAGCCCCUGGGCACCUCUGCCCGCGUCCGCAUCGGCCAGAUCCUCAUGUCGAUCCGCUGCCGUGACUCCCACGCCAAGGUCGCGGAGGAGGCCAUGCGUCGCGCCAAGUUCAAGUUCCCGGGCCGCCAGAAGAUCGUCACCUCGAGCAACUGGGGCUUCACCAAGUACUCGCGCGAGGACUACCUGCAGUGGAAGGCCGAGGGCCGCAUCGUGAGCGAGGGUGUGCACGCCAGCGUGCUCGACAACCACGGGCCCCUGGCCAAGCGCGAGCCCGACCAGAUCUUCGCGGAGCCCGCCAUGAUCGCCAACACGCCCAACCACUAA